Cuscuta campestris is the source of this 1842-nucleotide messenger RNA. NCBI's taxonomy places the organism in Eukaryota, Viridiplantae, Streptophyta, Magnoliopsida, Solanales, Convolvulaceae. The record is from the annotation of a GenBank genome assembly.
GUAAACAAAAAAAUCUCAAAAUUGUUUUUCAUCUCUUCAUUUUCAUGUAGCUGCUUCAAACCUCGAAGAUCUUGAUUAUGGUUCCAUUGCAAAAAGUAUGAUUUUGUCGGGGGUGCCACUUUAUGAGCCACAUCUUCAAUGGUGCCUAUCUAUGGUGACUAGGGAAGAAAAGGUUGGACUUAAGGGGGGAAAGCUUCCAAUUUCUGAUAGCUUUUAUUUGAUAGGGACUGCUGAUCCCACAGAGACAUUAAAUCGUGAUGAAGUAUGCGUUAUUCUUGAUUAUGGCCAAAUUGUUGGGGAAGUCUUAGUCUAUAGAAAUCCAGGGCUUCAUUUUGGGGACAUCCACAAAUUAAAUGCUGUUCAUGUGAAGGAAAUUGAUGAGGUAGUGGGAAAUGCAAAGUAUGGCAUAUUCUUCUCUACAAAAGGCCAUAGAUCGGUUGCCAGUGAAAUUGCUAAUGGUGAUUUUGACGGAGAUGUAUAUUGGGUUUCUAGGAACCGUGAGUUAAUUGAAAAAUUCAGGCCAAGUAGCCCUUGGCAACGUAUGCAUUCAACUCCCAAACCUGUUAGUAGAAAGCCCAACGAGUUUUCUUCUAAGGAAUUGGAGCACGAACUCUUUCAAAUGUUUCUAGAAACCAAAAUGCCAAGCUAUAGUAUGGCUGCCGCUUCUGACAGCUGGAUGGCUCAUAUGGACAAACUUCUGGUAAUUGGAGAUAGCUAUGCUACAGAAAAGGAAGCCAUAAUGGAAAAAAUGUUGCGUUUAAUAGAUCUUUAUUACGAUGCUUUAGAUGCACCAAAAAGUGGUAAAAAGGUCAAUAUUCCCAAUGAUUUGAAGGUGGAUAAGUUACCACAUUUCAUGGCUAAAGAACGCAAUUCGUAUCACUCAACCUCUGUCUUAGGAGAAAUCUAUGACACUGUUGUGGCAUACGAAACCAAAGCUCCACCAGCUGUUGAAAUUGAGAAAUUGCCUUGCUUUGACAUCAAAGUACCCGAUGAAUGCUUGAGACUAUGGAGGAAAAGGUACAAUGAGUACAGAGCUGACAUGGCGGAGGCUCUGAGCUCAAGUGGUGAGUCGAAGAAUGACUUGGCAAAUGAAGUCGUCAAGAAAUACAAGCAAUUGUUAUACGGCGCAGAUGAGCUGGAAGAGAGCGAGAUGAGCAUGAGAGAGAUAUAUGACAAUGCUCUUGCUGUGUAUCAUGUAACAUAUGAUCACGCCAUAUCCGUGUCAGAUGUUAGAAGAUGCAGUUUUGCCUGGAAAGUGGCAGGAUCUGCUCUGUGUCGGCUUCAUGCCGAGCUUCAGGCAAAGAAUAAUAAUAGUAAUGGCAAAGCCGUGGUUGUUUCCCCGUCCAUGUUGCAGAAAAUCUUACACUUGAGAGUGUAGAGUAGAGCAAAGACCAACUCAACCAAAUCUUUACCCAACCCACGAAAGAUUUUAUUUUCCUGAUCUCUGUGUCUUGGGAAAGUUUUUGUAUGUGACACCAAGGAGAGUAUAUAUGUGCUCCUUCAAUGUACCAUAGGAAUGUACCAUAGGAAAAAUAAUGUAUGCUGAAUUAGCAAUUGGCUUGUAAUGUAAUUUGUAAAAUCCUUCUAGGUUUUGGACUAGACAAAACUAAUUACAUUAUUUUAUUAUUACUACCCCGUCUCACUCUUUUUGUCCAGUUUUGACUUUUGGAACUGUUCAUCUAAGCACUUUGACUCAUCAAAUUCUCUCAAUGUGUAAGUCUAAAAAUAGUCAUGUGUGAUCUUGUUUGAUUUGUCUUAACAUAUAGAUUAUUAAUAUAUAAUUUUUAUAAUUUUUUUAUAUACAAAUUACAAGAUAAAAUGGAUUAAAGAAGUGCAUUGGAU